Uranotaenia lowii is the source of this 921-nucleotide messenger RNA. RefSeq lists its product as uncharacterized. The record is from RefSeq and is a predicted model, not a curated record. Gene Ontology annotation, molecular function: nucleic acid binding. Gene Ontology annotation, biological process: DNA integration. The coding region runs from base 1 to 921 and encodes 306 amino acids. The transcript has a single exon. NCBI's taxonomy places the organism in Eukaryota, Metazoa, Arthropoda, Insecta, Diptera, Culicidae.
AUGAGAUCAACAACUGCGUCGAAGACAAUUGAAGCACUUGAAGUAAUAUUCAAUGAACAGACUUAUCCCGAAACCAUUAGGUCCGACAAUGGCCCUCCGUUCUCUAGUGCUGAGUUUGCCAAGUAUUGUAAGGAUAAGAACAUACGGCUGGUUCGCACAAUCCCUUAUUGGCCGCAAAUGAAUGGCCUGGUAGAGCGGCAAAACCAGGGGAUCCUCCGGACGUUGCGGAUUGCUAAAGCCACUAAUAUGGAUUGGCGCAAGGCCAUCAAGGAUUACGUAUAUAUGUAUAACACAUCCCCUCAUUCCAUAACGGAUAAAGCACCCAUGGAGUGGUUGACAGGUAGACCGAUAAAGGAUUUGUUGCCAGCCAUUAGAACCGAAGUUGCACUGCGCCAAGAUGAAGGUGUUCGAGAGACCGAUGCCAUUAGAAAGCUGAAAGGAAAAGUAUACGCGGAUCAGAGACGAAAUGCUAAGGCAUCCGACAUUAAAGAAGGAGACUUCGUGAUGCUUAGAAAUAAUGAAACAGGAAAAUUGGAACCAAAAUUUCGACUUGAGAAAUUUCAAGUGAAGAAAGUUUCUGGACAAGACGCCAUCGUGACUAAUGAGGAAGGAGUUAUUUUGCGUCGCUGCGUAACACAUUUAAAAAAAUGGCCUUCCGUUAGAGCUCCAGAAUCUGCAGAAUUUACUUGUGACUCUUCUGCAACGGAAAACGACUCUUCCACAGAACCUAUCAGAGAUUCCUUUGUCCAACCAACACAUCACGAUGAUGAUCAUCACCUUCAAGACCAGAGUGCUCCCAGCCACCCGCUGAGAUCAGCGAUUAAAAGAAAGACCGAAUCUACUCAACAGCCGUCGAUGAAACGUCCUGCUCGAGAGAGGAAAGUUCCGCACCGUUACGUACAACUGUUAGAAGACUUUUGA